AUGUCCACCCCGACGACGCUCACGUCCAGCCCGGAGGCACCGAGUGGUAUAAAGCCCCCGGGAAUAACAAACCGGGUGCCAAGAAGUACGUCGAAGACGCUCGUGUCGGCGGCCCAACAACCCGGCAGAAGCAAGAUCCCGAAGCAAGAGAAGCCGCACGAGCGGGAGGACGCGGUGACCGGCGAGUCCCACCAGAACAAUGACGGGGCCAAGCAGCUACGUCAGCGGCCCGUGUCUCAAAGGGACGCCGGCAACAACGGCGCGCCGCCGCAACAGCAGCACCGACUCCUCGGCAAGUCACCGUCGUCGUCCUCGGGCCCGACGGCCGGUAACCUGUUCAGCCAGAAACGCGUCCUCGAGAACCAGUUCAAAAGCAAGAAGUUAAAGUACGUGAGCCUCAAGACCGAUAUCGAGGACAAGCAGAAAUCGUGCGAGGCGACGUUCGAGGAGUUGGUGCUGUUGCGCGAGCGCGUGCUCGCCGCGGGCUGUAAGGACCCGGGUAGCCUCGAGGGCCUGGCUCCUCUGCCGAGCUGGUCGAGCAAGCAGCUGCGAUGCCACAACAGCGGUGCUCCGCAGGGAUCUUCGGAGCCACCCUUGGACGAGCAGAGCUUCGUGGCGCGGCUGGAGACCUGCCUGAGGGUGACCCUCGACUCGGUGCUCGGCUUUUGCGACGAGCUGCUCGAGCAGCGCUCCGGGGAACUCGACCGGAUGCUCGAGCUCAACGAGAGCACCUCGUCCAUCGGCACUGGGGACCAGCCCGCCACCAGACUCAUGCUGCUCAAGAAGAAGCUGAGCGAUCACGUGGAGCACUGUCGGAUGGAGAAGAGCGAACUGGAGGCGCGGCUCGAGGAGACCCGCCAGGAGCAGUCGGGCCGGCUGGCGGAGCUGGUGCGGAGCACGAGUUACUUCUGGCACGAGUUCCAGGCCCACCAGCAGGAAAAGCACGCCGAGCAGCAAGGAUCGUCGGCGGUGGCGGCUGCGUCGUCGUCGUCACUCGCGGUAACCAUCAGCGCCAACGCGCAAAAGGGUAACGGUGAUCAGCAGCAGCUGCUGCGGGUCGAACGGAACCGGAACAUGAAGGCCCGGGUGAGGCUGCAGGAGCUAGAAACGGAGUUGCGCCAAGCCCAGGAGACCAACAAGCAGCUCGAGGCCGCGCUCAAGCUGAAAGAGGUGGUCUGCGAGCAGAGGAGCAAGGAACUUACCCGGGGACAGGGAAAAGUCGACCGGCAAAAGGAGGCCUUUGAGACCAGGAUGCACAAGCUGAAGGAACAGCUGGAUCUCAAGGAGAGCGAGAGCAAGGCGGCGGGCGAGCGACUCGCCGCCGUCGAGGGCAUGCUGGAGAACGAGAGGCUCGCGAGAGAGGCGACCGACGAGGAGUACCGGGAGUUGAAGGCGAGGUACAAGACAUUGGAAGAAAAGUGCCAGCAGCUGCUCGAGAUCCAGAACAGGGCCAACCCAGAUGAUUCAGGUAUACUUCUUUGCGGUACUACCUGCGUUAAAAGUGUAAAUCUUGAACGAAAUUUCUGUCGGAUCAAAAGACAACCAGCAGCAGCACACGGAGAGGCGCAGAAGACGCUCGCCGAGAAGGAAGAGCUGAUCAGACAGCUGCAGAUGGAAAGGGAGGAAAUAAUAGCCUCGGCUGGCGAGGAAGCAGACGAGGCCCCCAACGGCAAGCUCGAGGCGUCGAAGCAGAGGCUGUCGGCUGAGCUGCUGCGCAAGUCGAGCGAGCUGCAAGAGUUGACGAGCGAGUUUGCUCAACUCCAAAAGAACUUGAAGAUGGUGCAACAGCGGAACGAGAGACUAGAGCACUCGAUGGCGGAGUUGACGAAGCUGCGGUCACAGUCACGGGAUCCGGGCUGCCACGAGGCCAAGCUACUCGAGCUCCAGCAGCAGCUCAUGGAUCUGAGGGCCAGUCUUGCCGAGAGUCAAAGCCAGAACGCCGAGCUCAAGCGGGACUGCACCAAGCUACAACUCCAGCUCGAGCACCAAGGGCGCCUGGCGCGCAACCUCAAGCUUAGCGGUGAACUCCAGCAGCUGAUGCACACACCCCAACAGCAGCAGCAAAAGUCCGGAAGUAUGGAUCACAACGAUAUCGCUGAUUAUCAACAGCAACAGCAACUGCAGCAGUUACACAGUGCCUUGGAGAGCAAAGAGAUGCAGCUCGGUAAGCUUGAGAAGCUGGUCAAGCAGAUGGAGAAGCACGAGGAGUACUCGCAGUUGCAGCGCACGCGCCUCGAGGCCCGCAUCGCCAAGCUCGAGCUCAGUCUCAAGGAUGCCCAGCAGGCCCACCGGUACGUUACAGCAGCCGAACAACAUCAGUCGGAUAAGAUAGUAGAUACUAAGAGGAAAAUGAGAGGAAAUACGAUCAUGAAAUCGGAUACAUCAAGUGCAGGAGUCAAGUAG
Copidosoma floridanum is the source of this 2403-nucleotide messenger RNA. RefSeq lists its product as uncharacterized. Lineage: Eukaryota; Metazoa; Arthropoda; Insecta; Hymenoptera; Encyrtidae. The record is from RefSeq and is a predicted model, not a curated record.